AUGGGCAACGCAUUCAUCGGGACGACUCUCGCACUGCCCUCUUUCAAGCACCGCUUCGGCCUCGAUACCGUCUCUAAAAGCGAACUGACCAACCUCUCUUCGAACAUUGUGUCCACUUUCCAGGCUGGCGCAUUCUUUGGCGCCAUCCUCGGGUUUUUCCUCGCCGAACGAUGGGGCCGCAAGAUCACCAUUAUGGGUGGAGGUGCUCUCUUUAUGGUAGGUGCUGGAUUGAUGCUCCACGGCACUCUGGGGCUUCUCUACGCCGGACGUGCGCUAACGGGGCUUGCGAUCGGCGCAACGUCAACCAUGAUCCCAAUCUACAUUGCAGAAUGUAGCCCAGCGCUGAUUCGAGGACGCCUUGUCGGCAUCUUCGAAAUCAUGCUGCAAGUUGCGCUCGUCUUCGGGUUCUGGGUCAACUACGGCGUCGAGAAGAACAUCUCCGGCACGCUCGACAAACAAUGGCACAUCCCCGUCGCAGCGCAAUUCAUACCCGCUGGCUUCCUCCUCAUCAGCAUGCCCUUCAUCAUAGAAUCCCCGCGCUGGCUCGUCAGCAAGAACCGCCUUUCCCAGGCCACAAAAGCCCUCUGCUGGGUCCGCAACCUCCCCGCCGACCACGCCUACAUCAAGUCCGAAAUGGAAGAAAUCCAAGCCUCCAUCACGCACGAACUCGAAGUCAGCGGCGGCCGCCGCACCACCAUCCAGAUCUUCCGCGAGAUCGGCGCCCCGGGCAUUCGCAACCGCGUCCUCAUCAGCGUCCUGCUCAUGCUGCUGCAGAACUUGACCGGCAUCAAUGCCAUUAAUUACUACUCCCCGACCAUCCUCAAAGCCAUCGGCUACACGGGUACAUCCGUGGGCCUCCUCGCAACCGGGAUAUACGGCCUAGUCAAGAUGUUCACAACACUCAUCUUCAUGCUUUUCUUCGUCGACCGCUUCGGGCGCCGCCCCGCGCUGCUUGUCGGCGCCGUAGGCGCCAUGGUCGCUAUGUUCUACCUCGCAGGCUACUCCGCGAUGAGCGGCAGCUUCGAGGGCAAGACGCCGGCCAGAGACUCCGGGAGCCAGGCUGCCCUGGCCAUGAUAUACAUCUACGCCAUCUUCUACGGGUUCUCGUGGAACGGCAUACCUUGGAUUUUCGCAAGCGAGGUCUUGCCUAAUAGGGUGCGCACGCUGGGCAUGGUCAGUCCAAACUUGCUUGACUUCGAUGAAAUAGCCCUCCAGCUAAUGAAGAGCAGAUGUGCGCCGUCUGCAUGCAGUGGCUCGCGCAGUUCCUCGUCGUGUACUCGCUGCCGCACAUGA
This is a messenger RNA of Didymosphaeria variabile, 1293 nucleotides long. RefSeq lists its product as uncharacterized. Gene Ontology annotation, biological process: carbohydrate transport; transmembrane transport. Gene Ontology annotation, cellular component: membrane. Bases 1 to 1293 code for a protein of 430 amino acids. Gene Ontology annotation, molecular function: carbohydrate:proton symporter activity. The record is from RefSeq and is a predicted model, not a curated record. Lineage: Eukaryota; Fungi; Ascomycota; Dothideomycetes; Pleosporales; Didymosphaeriaceae. The transcript is spliced from 2 exons.